GGAAUCGGGUGAUUGAGCAGGUGGAGGAAAAGGAGGCGCUGUCGCCGUGGGUCUGCAGUGUUUGACCAGCCAAUCGCCGGUCAGCUGACUUUGCCACGUGGCACGGUGAUCCUAGUCGUCGUUCUUCGGCUUGGCCUCCCUCUCUGCCGGCGUGUGAUCGGUUUUCCGUCUGCUCUCGUUCGAUGGGAACCGAAAGAGCCACUGGUUCACUGCUACCAACGGUUCGUUUUCUCUCAGAAAACGCACUUCAAAUUGAUCCAUGGGGGAAGGAAGAAAGAGAGACAGAGAGAGAUGCGCCUGUGUCUUCAUGGUUUCGUGUUAAUCACCCCUCCUCUUAAACAACAGUAGUUCCCUGCUCCCCACGUUAUUUAUGUUUGCAAUAGUUUAGUCGUUUUUAAGCCAAAUUCACGUGCUUACCAGGGAGAAAGAGAAAGAGAAAGAGAAAGAGAGCAGAAGUUUUUUUUUGGGAUUAUUUUUUGUGAGGUCCUUUGAGUUUUCUCUUUCGUUUUUGUGUGGUUUUUUGAGUUGGGGGGGAAUAUUAAAAUCGUGAUUUCUUCGAGUAAACUUCUAGAGAACUACGUCAGCUACUCUCUCUCUCUCUCUCUCUUUUUUUUUUGCUAUUUCAAAUAAAUGGGUCUUCAUUUAUUGGUGUGGCUGUGAGAGAUCAAGGGAAGGAUGUAGGUGGGAAGAAAGGUGGUUGGAUUUUUGAUUUCUACUUGCGUCAAAAUCCAAACCUAACCCUUAGAAAUGCACCCCGUUUCGUGACUUCUUUUCGGUUCCGUCGUCACCGUUUCCUCUACUCAUGCUGAGAGAAGUCACGCCUACUCGAACAAUUCUCUGGUCAACGAAGCUCCCCAUGAAGCAGCCUCCUUUCUUUGACAAAGAAUUCCAUCAUACUGCAGCUUCCAUUUGGAGACCUACAUUGUCUGGGCGUCUUUGGUUUUUUGAUGUAGGUUUAUGGUUUUUGACAGAGACUGGUAGCUUUUCUUUCAAUGCUUGAAGAAAAGUCCGAGGGAGGUGAAGAAAUCUCCUUCCUUCUUGUUAUAAUUUUCUUUAGUUCGGAGGAGAAUGAAGAAAGGUUUCUGCUUCAGCAAGGUAUAUUGAGAUAGGACCAGCAGGCUUCCCUUCUGCUCCCCUUCUUUUCUGAAAGUGGGUGCUGUAAAUUUGAAGAGAUGGGUGGCGGGGGCGGCAGGAAAGGGGUGAAUUUUAGCAAGAUCUACACAUUUGCUUGCGGCAAGUCUUCUCUGAAGAACGACCAUUUAGAGAUUGGAGGGCCGGGCUACUCGAGAGUAGUCUUCUGUAAUGAUCCUGACCGUGCUGAAGCUGCUCUCAGAAAUUAUGCCUCCAAUUAUGUGUCUACGACAAAGUAUACAUUGCCUACUUUCAUACCCAAGUCAUUGUUUGAGCAAUUCAGGAGGGUGGCGAACAUUUACUUUCUUCUUUCUGCUUGUUUGUCGUUCGCUCCAUUUUCUCCUUAUAGUGCUGUUAGUUCUGUCUUGCCUCUGCUCUUUGUUAUUGGCGUCACCAUGCUCAAGGAAGCUGUGGAAGAUUGGAGGAGAUUCGAACAGGAUAUUGAAGUUAACAAUCGAAAGGUUAAAGUGCACCGCGGGGACGGAAAUUUCGAGUACACUGAGUGGAAAAAAUUGAAGGUUGGAGAUGUUGUGAAGGUGGAGAAGGAUGAUUUCUUUCCGGCUGAUCUCCUAUUGCUUUCAUCUAGUUACGAAGAUGCAAUAUGUUACGUGGAGACGACGAAUCUUGAUGGUGAGACGAAUUUGAAGUUGAAGCAAGCACUAGAGGUGACUUCUAGCUUGAACGGAGAAUCUAGUUUCACCCAAUUUAAGGCGGUGAUCAAGUGUGAAGACCCAAAUGCGAACCUCUAUUCCUUUGUAGGCAGCAUGUACUACGAAGACGAGCAGUACCCUCUGUCACCUCUGCAAAUUCUUCUUAGGGAUUCAAAGCUCCGUAACACUGAUUACAUCUAUGGUGUUGUCAUUUUCACCGGACAUGACACAAAGGUGAUUCAGAAUUCUACUGACCCACCUUCCAAAAGGAGCAAAGUUGAAAGGAAAAUGGAUAAAAUUGUUUAUUUUCUGUUUGCUAUGUUAGUUGUGAUAUCUGCUAUUGGCUCCAUCUUUUUUGGCGUCUGGACACAUGAGGACCUCAGGAACGGGAAGAUGAAGAGAUGGUACCUCAGACCAGAUAUAACCACGAUAUAUUAUGAUCCAAAAAGGGCAGCCGCAGCAGCUCUCUUCCAUUUCCUCACAGCCUUGAUGUUGUACAGCUACUUUAUCCCCAUAUCCCUCUAUGUGUCCAUUGAAAUUGUUAAAGUGCUUCAAAGCGUUUUCAUCAACCGCGACCAGAAAAUGUAUUAUGAGGAGUAUGACAAGCCUGCACAUGCUCGAACAUCAAAUUUGAAUGAGGAGCUUGGUCAAGUUGACACUGUACUCUCCGACAAGACGGGUACUCUGACAUGCAAUUCCAUGGAGUUCUUGAAGUGCUCUGUAGCUGGUGUAGCUUAUGGCCGUGGCAUAACAGAGGUUGAGAGAGCCAUGGCCAAAAGAAAAGGAUCACCCAUUACACAAGAGAUCUCAUCAUCGGAGACUGGAGAUGAUGACAGUAUGGAUACAAAAUCAUCGGUUAAAGGCUUCAAUUUUAGUGAUGAAAGGAUUAUGAAUGGCAGCUGGAUUAAUCAACCACAUCCGGACAUCCUUCAGAUGUUUUUUCGCGUACUAGCCAUAUGCCACACUGCCAUUCCUGAAUUUGAUGAAGGGACUGGCAAGGUUACUUAUGAAGCUGAAUCACCAGACGAGGCUGCUUUUGUGAUUGCAGCAAGAGAGAUAGGUUUUGAGUUUUUCAAAAGGACACAAACAAGUAUCUCAUUGCAUGAGUUGGAUCCCAUAUCUGGAAAUAAAGUUGAGAGGUCAUAUACGCUGUUGAAUGUUAUAGAAUUCAGCAGCUCUCGGAAGCGAAUGUCUGUAAUAGUUAAAAAUGAACAAAACCAGAUACUUCUUCUCUCCAAGGGUGCUGACAGUGUCAUGUUUGAAAGACUUGCAAAAAAGGGACAGGAUUUUGAGGAGAAAACAAGAGAGCACAUCAAUGAGUAUGCUGAUGCGGGUUUGAGGACUCUGGUGGUUGCAUAUCGUGAACUUGAUGAAGAAGAGUACAAGAACUUCAGUGAAGAACUUCUUCAAGCUAAGAAUUCGGUCAGUGCAGAUCGAGAUGAGAAAGUUGACGAAGUGGCUGAUAAAAUAGAGAGGGAUUUGAUUCUUCUUGGGGCAACUGCUGUGGAGGACAAAUUGCAGAAAGGGGUUCCUGAAUGCAUUGACAAGCUAGCUCAAGCAGGAAUCAAGAUAUGGGUUUUAACUGGAGACAAGAUGGAAACUGCAAUCAAUAUUGGCUUUGCAUGUAGCCUGCUGAGGGAAGGAAUGGAACAAAUAAUUAUCACUUUGGAUGCACCAGACAUAAUACAGUUGGAGAAACAGGGAGACAAGGAUGCAAUUGCUAAGGCGUCAAAGGAGAGUGUAGUCCAGCAGAUAAAUGCAGGGAAGUCUCAAUUAGUAUCUUUGGCAGAAAGUACAGAUGUAUUUGCAUUGAUAAUUGAUGGAAAGUCCUUGGCAUUUGCUCUCGAAGAAGACACCAAAGACAAAUUUCUAGAAAUGGCUAUAGGCUGCACAUCAGUUAUUUGCUGUCGUUCAUCCCCUAAACAGAAAGCACUUGUCACGAGGCUGGUCAAAGAAGGAACAGGGAAGACAACUUUAGCCAUUGGUGAUGGAGCUAAUGAUGUGGGUAUGCUCCAAGAAGCAGACAUUGGAGUUGGAAUCAGUGGUGUCGAAGGAAUGCAGGCAGUAAUGUCGAGUGAUGUAGCUAUUGCCCAGUUCCGUUUUCUAGAGCGAUUACUGCUGGUCCAUGGACAUUGGUGCUACAGGAGAAUCUCUUCAAUGAUAUGCUACUUCUUUUAUAAGAACAUCGUAUUUGGUUUCACACUUUUCCUGUAUGAGGCUUAUGCAUCAUUUUCGGGACAAACUCUCUAUGAUGACUGGUAUCUGUCAUUUUACAACGUCUUCUUCACGUCGCUUCCUGUUGUUGCCUUGGGUGUUUUUGAUCAAGAUGUUUCAGCACGGCUUUGUCUUCAGUUCCCACUCUUAUACCAAGAAGGGGUCCAAAAUGUUCUGUUCAGUUGGCUUCGGAUUCUCAGCUGGGCUCUAAACGGAACUUACAAUGCCAUAAUUGUCUUCUUUUUGGGAUCAAGCGCCUUUCGGUAUCAGGCCUUCCGAGAAGGUGGUGAAGUUGCCGGAAGGUAUAUCUUUGGCACGGCCAUGUACACAUGCGUAGUGUGGAUUGUAAACUGCCAAAUGGCACUUGCUGUGAGCUACUUCACAUGGAUACAGCAUUUGUUCAUAUGGGGAAGUAUAGUAAUAUGGUACCUUUUCCUUUUGGCCUAUGGCUCAAUGACACCAACGAUAUCUACUGGUGCAUACCAAAUAUUGGUGGAAGCUUGCGGCCCUGCACCUUCUUUCUGGCUCGUUACCUCCCUCAUAAUUGUCUCUGCUCUCAUUCCAUAUGUUGUAUAUUCAUCCAUUCAGAGGAAAUUCUUCCCCAUGUACCAUGAAACAAUCCAAAAGAUAAGAUUGGAAAGGACAUAUGAUGACCCAGAGUACUCUGAGUUGGUGAGAUCGAGCUCCUCCAAUCUGAACACUGUUGGUUUCACUGCAAGACGAGAGGCAAAAGCAAAUGGCAAGAAGAAAGUUCAGGAGAAGAAAUAAUCAUUGAACACCACGGCUGUUGUACGUAUUUUGUAAAUGACGGCAGACUCAGCGUCUGGGCUCUUCUGCUUCUGCAUGAUGCCACUAUUGGUCCUUGAAUAGAUGCUUCAGAACCGUCGUAGGUGGGGACGCAGAUGAAGAGAACAGGCCCAUUGGGUUCGGGAUGUUGUACAUUAGUAGAGAAUUUUUUUUGUCGCACCCUUUGAAUUGGGUUGCACCUUUUUUUAUGAAGUGGGCAUGGAGUAAAUCCCCACAAAUUGUAUUUUUUUUCUAUUCGAAAUCAAAUGUCAUAUUUUUACUGCAA
Messenger RNA from Nymphaea colorata (pocket water lily), 5067 nucleotides. RefSeq names its product putative phospholipid-transporting ATPase 9. Gene Ontology annotation, molecular function: ATPase-coupled intramembrane lipid carrier activity; ATP hydrolysis activity; magnesium ion binding. The record is from RefSeq and is a predicted model, not a curated record. The transcript has 11 exons. NCBI's taxonomy places the organism in Eukaryota, Viridiplantae, Streptophyta, Magnoliopsida, Nymphaeales, Nymphaeaceae. Gene Ontology annotation, cellular component: plasma membrane. Bases 1173 to 4763 code for a protein of 1196 amino acids. Gene Ontology annotation, biological process: phospholipid translocation.